AUGAAAAAUAGGCAUAUUAGUUUGUACAGCUAUAUUGCAUUCUUAUUCAUUAUGUAUGGUGUCUGGCAUUUAACAAUACAAUCUAAGAAACACGGAGGGUAUAAUGUUAGUGAGUUGCCUGAUCUCAUCUCAGCAUUACAAAAUGCAAUCAAACCACAAAUCACCUUCAAUGUUCUGAACAUUUUUACAUAGGAAGAGAUGAAUAAAUUUAAUGAAACAAUUCAUUAGAAGUAUUCUGAAUUUGAAAUUGAAUUUAAUAUUGUCAAGGAUAUUCAUUAAAAUCAAGAUAAGAAUGGAUUGCUUAUAAAUAUACAGAAAGCUUAAUAUACAUUUUUAUUUAUUCAAAAAUUGGAUAAAAUUUCCAUCGUGACAUAAGAUUUAAACGACCCUUCCAUAUUUAAAAAUUUAAGAAGAUAUUUAAAUAAGUUUUACCCUCUUGUCGAAAAAGAAUUGCAAUUAGAAAGUAGAUAGUUUUAUACCAAUAGACUUUUGAUUUUUGAUUUCUAUAUUAUAGAAAAAUAGAAUGAUAGCCUGUGCAUUGAUGUGACUAGUGAUAUUGAAAUGAGUGUACUUAAAUUAUAGAAAUACUUUGGAUUAUCACCAGAAAAUAUAAGAAUAAACUAUAAGUUCUUAGACUCCUUCGACUUUUAAAUUAUUUAAAAGAAAAUUAACUUGUAGAAAUAAACAAUUAAUAACUUUUUGGAUCAAUCAAAAUAACAAAAUAAUAUGAAUUGGAAGGAGUACUUCCAAAUGAAUAUUCUUACCAUAUUAACAGAUGAAGAUGUUAAUAUAGAUAUAGAUAGCAGUGAGAAUGUAUAAUUUUUCUAUUCAGAACCUUCAAAUUUUAUGAUUUAGGUAAAUUAACAAUCAACAUUGUUCAAAAAUAUAUUCAAUGCAUUUAUAUAAGUUUUAUAAUUGGAAGAACAGUAAGAAAUUAUGAUUGAGAAUCAAGAUUUUAAACCAUCAUUGGAAUUAAUUAGAGAUUAUUUCUAAAGGAGAGAAUUUUCAAGGCAUAUUUUAAAUUUCAUAAAAGAACUAUAAUAUAUCUAAUUUAUCUAAUCGGAAGGGGAAUACAAAAUUAGUCUGAAGAGUCAAAAAGAAUUUGAACACAGGCUUAAAUACAUUAAGGAUACAUUAUAGAGCAAGAAUGUAAAUAGAACAGAUUCAGUAAAUAUUUUGAUUGAUGAUUCCUUUUCUGAUCUUGAUACUUUUUCUUUUGAAUACACUUUGGGAAUGUAUUUACCUUUGAUUUUGCCUUUUGCUUAUCCAAUAUUAUUGAGUAUAUAUGAUGAGUUAUCGAGUAAUUGAUAAUAAAAUGAAUUAUUUAUUAAUAUUGCUUUAUAUAUAUUAAAGUACCAUAUUAUC
Messenger RNA from Paramecium tetraurelia, 1365 nucleotides. RefSeq lists its product as uncharacterized. The transcript is spliced from 4 exons. The record is from RefSeq and is a predicted model, not a curated record. Lineage: Eukaryota; Ciliophora; Oligohymenophorea; Peniculida; Parameciidae.